AUGAUCCCCCUCGUCGUUCGUUCCCUCCGGGGAGCUGUCGCCCGCAUCUCCCCGAGCGCAUACUCCUACUCCCCUCUAGGAAACGUCAAUUCCAAUUCAGAACCCUCAUCACCUGGUGGCUCGAACCCUCCCGCGCAAUCCAGCUCCCUCCUCGCACGAUUAACGGCAAUCCUCUUUUUCCUGCUGCCCUCCUUCGUUCAGCGCCGACUGCGACCCAACGACUUCAAGCACCGACGCUUAUAUCCUACCUCGUGGCUCGAUGGUCUGCGCGGCGUUGCAUCGCUGAUUGUCUUCUUCUGCCACUUCACCGAGAAACAUGUUGGCUGGUUCACGGCGAGGGCAUACGGCGUUCCCGAUGAAAACGACCAUGUCGCUUCCUCUCCGCUGCAAUUGCCCUUCCUCCGCGUCAUCUUCAGCGGUCGGCCCAUGGUCCACAUCUUCUUCAUCAUCUCGGGCUUCGUUCUGUCUCUCAAGUCUUUGAAGCAGGCUAGGAAACAUGACUACGAUGGACUGCAUCGCACUCUGUCAAGCAGCGUCUUCCGCCGUGGUUUCCGCCUGUUUCUGCCGACCACUGCGUCUACUUUCAUAAUCCUCGUCAUGAUUCGCCUGGGAUGGAUGGGACAACCCUUGCCUACACUGUGGGAGCAGCUGGUGGACUGGAAGAACGCAGUGUGGAGAAUUACCUUCAGCUGGCAGUGGGAUAUUACCCAGAUUCUGCCCUAUGAUGUCCAUCUUUGGACCAUUCCCAUCGAAUUCUCCCACUCGCUACUCCUGUUUGUCGUUCUCACUGGCGUGAGCCGCAUGAAGACGUACUUACGCCUCGCUUCGGUUUUCUCCAUCAUGAUCUACUGCCUCAAGUGCAGCCACUGGGCCGGCUUCGAGUUCUUGGGUGGCAUGUUCCUUGCCGAGGUCGGUUUGAUCGAGGAAGCUCGCCAGGAGCACAAGGCGGCCGCUUUGCAGAACAAGGAGGCAUCCGAAAUGGAAUCUUCGACUGCGUCCGACUCGUCUUCAAGUUCCCUUGUAGUUCGCGUGUUCAAGACUUUCCUCGUCGGCAACUUGAUUUUUGCCCUGUUUGUGGCCGGCUGGCCGAACCAAAAGGCCGACAUCACCCCGGGAAUGUCACCACUCUGGCACAACACCAUGGAGCCUUUCUUCACCAUGGGCGGCGACCUCGUCUCCUUCCCCUGGUAUGCCCUUGGCGCGUUCCAGAUCGUCAUUACUCUGCAACACAUCAAAGUGUUGCAGAACCUGUUCGUGACGCCACUAGCGCAGUACCUCGCAGACAUCAGCUACGCGCUUUACCUUGUCCACGGACCCGUUCUCGACGUCUUUUCGCAUCGCUGGAUGCCGUACGUCUGGGCGCUUGUCGGCGGUAGAGACGAGACUGGCGUGAUUGGGCGACUCGUGGCGUGGUUUCUCGGAAUUGUCUUGCUUGGUGUGCCGACCGUCUGGGGCAGCGACGUCUUUUGGAGAACCAUCGAUGUCAAGAGUGUAGAGCUGGCACGCUGGAUCGAGAGUCUCUGCACGCGAGACGGGUAG
This is a messenger RNA of Colletotrichum acutatum, 1539 nucleotides long. Its product is annotated as acyltransferase. Gene Ontology annotation, biological process: polysaccharide biosynthetic process. The transcript has a single exon. The coding region runs from base 1 to 1539 and encodes 512 amino acids. Gene Ontology annotation, cellular component: membrane. Gene Ontology annotation, molecular function: acyltransferase activity, transferring groups other than amino-acyl groups. The record is from RefSeq and is a predicted model, not a curated record. Lineage: Eukaryota; Fungi; Ascomycota; Sordariomycetes; Glomerellales; Glomerellaceae.